Molecule: messenger RNA, 3394 nt
Organism: Hippopotamus amphibius kiboko
Lineage: Eukaryota; Metazoa; Chordata; Mammalia; Artiodactyla; Hippopotamidae
Gene: PKN3
Product: protein kinase N3
Exons: 22
Coding region: 431-3091 (886 amino acids)
Biological process (GO): protein phosphorylation; signal transduction
Molecular function (GO): small GTPase binding; protein serine/threonine kinase activity; ATP binding
Source: RefSeq, a predicted model, not a curated record
CUUGGCAGGAUUCCAGCCCGGAGCAGGCUGGACCAUGGGCUCUGCUCAAGGGUGAAGUGUUCUCCACAAGACUCCUUGAGUGCCCCCACCCCUUGGGCAACUUUCAGGGCUGCGUCUGUCCCCUCCCUCCCUCUUCCUCCGGAGGUCCCUCGGCCUGUUCCAGCCGUGGCUUGUACACAUUUUCCGAUUUCCUGUUAACCUCCGCCCAGCAGCGGCUGCUGGGUGACUCAGGACCCCGGUGCCGGGCCCCCAGCUCCAUGGGAUCUUUGUUUGCUCAGGCCUUUGGCUCUGGCCCUCUGGCCUGGGGCCCUCAAAGGAUUUCCUGAGCCCCACCCCUGCCCUCUGACAGACGGGCCAGCGGGCCAGCGCAGGCCUGGGGUGGGGGGGUCCCUGAGGCUGGGGUAGUCACCCCUUCCACUGGGCUCAGGAGAUGGAGAGCCGACAGCCGGGGGCGGGCCAGCGGCCCCCAGGGGAUGAGAAAGAGGCGAUCCGCCGGGCCAUCCAGAAGGAGCUGAAGAUCAAGGAGGGUGUGGAGAACCUGCGGCGGGUGGCCACAGACCGCCGCCACCUGGGCCACGUGCAGCAGCUGCUGCGGUCCUCCAACCGCCGUCUGGAGCAGCUGCACGGGGAGCUGCGGGAGCUGCACGCCCGCAUCCUGCUGCCCGGCCCCGGGCCUGGCCUGGCUGAACCCGCGGCCUCGGAACCUCGGCCGCUGGCAGAACAGUCAAGGGCCCGGCACCUGGAGGCUCUACAGAGGCAACUGCAGGUAGAACUGAAGGUCAAGCAGGGGGCCGAGAACAUGACCCACACGUACGCCAGUGGCACUCCCAAGGAGAGAAAGCUUCUGGCAGCUGCCCAGCAGAUGCUCCAGGACAGCCAGCUGAAGGUGGCCCUGCUGCGAAUGAAAAUCAGCAGCCUGGAGGCCAGCGGGUCCCCUGAGCCAGGUCCCGAGCUGCUGGUCGAGGAGCUGCGGCACCGGCUACGCAUCGAGACUGCUGUGGCCGAGGGUGCCAAGAACGUGGUGAAGCUGCUCGGUAGCCGGCGAACGCAGGACCGCAAGGUGCUGGCCGAGGCUCAGGCGCAGCUCCAGGAGUCCUCCCAGAAACUGGACCUCCUGCGGCUGGCCUUGGAGCAGCUGCUGGAGGGACUGCCUCCUGCCCACCCUCUGCGUGGCAGGGUGGCCCGGGAGCUACGGACUGCUGUGUCUGGGAGCCCCCAGCCUUCAGGGACACUCGUGAAGCCCACCGCCAUGACAGGGACGCUGCAGGUCCGCCUCCUGGGCUGUGAGCAGCUGCUGACAGCUGUGCCUGGACGUUCCCCAGCGGCCGCGCUGGCCGGGAGCCCCUCCCAGGGCUGGCUUCGGAGCAGAGCCAAGCAGCAGCGUGGUGGAGGCGAGCUGGCCAGUGAGGUGCUGGCUGUGCUGAAGGUGGACAAUCGUGUCGUGGGCCAGACGGGCUGGGGGCCUGUGGCCAAGCAGUCCUGGGACCAGACCUUUGUCGUCCCCCUGGAGCGGGCCCGAGAGCUGGAGAUUGGGGUGCACUGGCGGGACUGGCGGCAGCUCUGCGGUGUGGCCUUCCUGAGGCUGGAGGACUUCCUGGACAAUGCCUGUCACCAGCUCUCCCUCAGCCUGGUGCCACAGGGCCGGCUCUUCGCCCAGGUGACCUUCUGUGACCCUGUCAUUGAGAGGAGGCCCCGCCUGCAGAGGCAGAAACGCAUUUUCUCGAAACGCAGAGGUCAGGACUUCCUGAGGGCUUCCCAGAUGAACCUCAGCAUGGCGGCCUGGGGGCGCUUGGUCAUGAGUCUGCUGCCCCCCUGCAGCUCCCCGAGCACCCUCAGCCCCCCGAAAGGGUGCUCCCAGACCCCAGCCACACCCCGGGGGGCGGCUGACCCUGCCUCGCCCAGUAACUUCCCACCCAAGAAGACCCCCUUGCGAGAAGAGAUCCAACCCCCACCCAAGCCCCCGCGCCUCUACCUGCCCCAGGAGCCGACCCCUGAGGAGAUGCCGCGCACCAAACGCCCCCACAUGGAGCCCAGGACUCGACUCGAGCCGUCUCUGCCAGCCUCAGCCACCAGGAAACCCCCCCGGCUUCAGGACUUCCGCUGCUUGGCCGUGCUGGGCCGGGGCCACUUCGGGAAGGUGCUCCUGGUCCAGUUCAAGGGGACAGGGCAGUACUGUGCCGUCAAAGCGCUGAAGAAGCAGGAGGUGCUGAGCCGGGAUGAGAUAGAGAGCCUGUACUGCGAGAAGCGAAUCCUGGAGGCUGUGGGCCGCACGGGGCACCCCUUCCUGCUCUCCCUCCUUGCCUGCUUCCAGACCUCCAGCCACGCCUGCUUCGUGACUGAGUUUGCGCCCGGUGGCGACCUCAUGAUGCAGAUCCACGAGGACGUCUUCCCUGAGCCCCAGGCCCGGUUCUAUCUGGCCUGUGUGGUCCUGGGGCUGCAGUUCUUACACGAGCAGAAGAUCAUUUACAGAGACCUUAAGUUGGAUAACCUUCUGCUGGAUGCCCAGGGUUUCCUGAAGAUCGCAGACUUUGGGCUCUGUAAGGAAGGGAUCGGCUUUGGGGACCGGACGAGCACCUUCUGUGGCACCCCGGAGUUCCUGGCCCCGGAGGUGCUGACCCAGGAGGCCUACACGCGGGCGGUGGACUGGUGGGGGCUGGGCGUGCUGCUCUACGAGAUGCUGGUGGGCGAGUGUCCGUUUCCAGGAGACACUGAGGAGGAGGUGUUCGACUGCAUUGUCAACGCGGAAGCCCCAUACCCCCGCUUUCUGUCGGUGCAAGGGCUCGAGCUCAUUCAGAAGCUCCUCCAGAAGUGCCCCGAGGAGCGCCUGGGGGCGGGCGAGCGGGAUGCCGAGGAGAUCAAGACACAGCCUUUCUUCAGGACCACCGACUGGCAGGCCCUGCUCGCCCGUGCCGUCCGGCCCCCCUUCGUGCCCGCCCUCUGCGGCCCCACCGACCUGCGCUACUUCGAGGGCGAGUUCACGGGGCUGCCGCCCGCUCUGACCCCGCCCGACCCCCGCAGCCCCCUCACCGCCCGCCAACAGGCCGCCUUCCGGGACUUCGACUUUGUGUCUGAGAGGUUCCUGGCGCCCUGAGGGCCUCCCGGCCUCUCCACCCCGUGCCCCCGCAGGCGGUUAGAGCCUCGGCCUGCCCACCUGUCUGCCCACCUGGGCGCCCUGGUAUUGAUGAGCCCUUGGGACUCAAGGUGGCAGCCACGGGCUGCUGUCACGGGCUUCGCUCAGUCACCGGGCAGAGUGCCGCCCGCCCCCUUCUCCUGACCACCUGUCCCCUGCCCCCUGCGAGACCUGGACCAGAAAGGGUGGCACGGCAAGGAGUGGUUGGUUUUUUUUUUUUAAUACUUGACUUGCAUUAUGGAUGAUUAAAUUUAUAAAACUGUG